CUCCAUCCACCGAAUGGCCUGGUAGUGGGUGCUGAAGUCCGAAGACACCAGCCUCCACUCCGGCAGGGGUCCGCUCGAUCGGUCCUCCCCGCCGUCCUCGUGAAGCGUCCUCCUUCGGGCCCGCUUGCUCUGCACGCGGGUCCAUCCGUCCCCGUCGUCAGGAGCGGACUCCGUGGGCCGCUUCCUUCUUGCCGCCAUAGCAGAGGCGGGAGCUGAGAGCUCAACCGGGCCGUCUGCAGGGGCAAGUCAGGGAGAGCAGCAGUGAGGAGAGAGGGUCUGCACUCACUGCUGUCUGCGCCGGAACUGUGGUGUUGGGCUGCCCCAGCGUUCGCUCUAUAUAUGCAGAGCCAGAGGCGGCGGUGGUGGGUCUUUGGGCGAUAGGCUGGCUCCUGCCGUCUACUUCCGGACGGCCCAGUGACGUUGGGUGAGCCUCCACACGGUACUAGGCUCUAGCAUAUGCAGACAGCUCCAAGAGACCCCUAAAUUCCUCCAAUAGGGCUAGAUAGAUGCACUGCCUGACGGGGGCGGGCAAGCGCGGGACUAGGAGGCGGCGCACGCGCAGGACGCGGCGGACCACCGCUCCUCCCCCGGCCGCCAAAACUAUAAAAACCAGAAACGGCUGGGAAGACUCAACUGUUCUGUUCGUCCGUAGCCAUGGCCCGUACCAAGCAGACUGCCAGGAAAUCCACCGGUGGCAAGGCGCCCCGCAAGCAGCUGGCCACCAAGGCCGCUCGCAAGUCGGCCCCGGCCACCGGAGGAGUCAAGAAGCCUCACCGCUACAGGCCGGGGACCGUGGGCCUCCGUGAGAUCCGCCGCUACCAGAAGAGCACCGAGCUCCUCAUCAGGAAGCUGCCCUUCCAGCGUCUGGUGCGCGAGAUCGCCCAGGAUUUCAAGACCGAUCUCCGCUUCCAGUCCUCUGCCGUCAUGGCUCUGCAGGAAGCCUCGUAUGCAUACCUCGUCGGUCUCUUCGAGUACACCAACCUCUGCGCAAUCCACGCCAAGCGUGUCACCAUCAUGCCAAAGGACAUCCAGCUGGCCCGUCGCAUUCGCGGCGAGCGUGCCUAA
Molecule: messenger RNA, 1065 nt
Organism: Eriocheir sinensis (Chinese mitten crab)
Lineage: Eukaryota; Metazoa; Arthropoda; Malacostraca; Decapoda; Varunidae
Product: histone H3-like
Exons: 1
Coding region: 655-1065 (136 amino acids)
Cellular component (GO): nucleosome
Molecular function (GO): structural constituent of chromatin; protein heterodimerization activity; DNA binding
Source: RefSeq, a predicted model, not a curated record